CUCUUCCUGUCGCCUUCGGUUCUUUCUUACACGUCUGGCGUUUGCGGCCUCGAUCCUUAUCCUUGCAACGAUCGUUUCAUUGUGCUAGGGGUGCCCCAUUGUGGAAUUGUUAGUGCCGGUUGCCUCGCCCUGCGCAGCCGCCGGGCGAGCUUUCCAGGAGCUCCUGCGUCUCGCGGACGCAGUUCGCUAUUAGCUCCGGGCAAGACGAUGUUCUUGCACCGUUUACGCGCUCGGUUCUGUUCCCCACCAUCCUCCACCUCGCCUGUCCUUCGAUCGCUACUCCUCGUCCCCUUCCUUUCGUGAACAGGCUGCUGCUCUGCGGGGUCGCGGAUAAAUGGUCUUUUAGACGCUGCGAAUUUUGCACGAGGCGCUGUCGACGAAUAGCGGAUUUUUGAUGUUUCACUGUCAGUCAGUGUUUUUUCUCCGAGGCCGGAGUUCAUACACAUCGGACAUCGCGUCAUUUGCGCGUAUGUGGUUUUCUGGUUCCAUGCUCGCGCGUCUUCUGCCAGUCUGCCUCCGUUCUUUCCGGCACGCUGCGGUGAAUCUGCCCCUGGCGGUGUUGGCGCUCUCGCAGUUCCACUUGCUCUGCUGGGGCCGUUUGUCCACGCACGAGCCGUGGGGCCGUGGCGGCCGGCACCGCGCCGUCCUGCGGCGCAGGAGCCCAGCGUGCCACGGGGAGGACCGCCACGAGCACCGAGUACGGCAGGCUCUUGCCGGGCCGACCCGGGGCUCUCCCGGAGGCGGGGGGCAGCCUGCACGGUGGCGGAUUAUUGGGCGACGUCGCGACGCUGUGCGUGCUUGAUGUGCGAAUAUGUUUGAUGGUUCGGUUUUGCACACGGCAUGCGGAAUGUCGCUUUGCCCACUUUGCAUUUCUCGCGCGGGGCAUAAUGGCUGCAUAAAGCGAGACUCUGCCAAAAGGUGCGGCGGUGAUUUCUCCCCAGUCUGCAUCUCUUCUUCACAGCAAAUAUUUCGCAUUUUCAUGCCAACCACACCAACGUAUGGUGUACUGUGAGCAGCUGGGAGAAGCCAGCAUAUCGCGGUACGUGGAUCGCCCGUCGCGUGCUAUGCGUCACGGCGACCUUCAACGAAACAUGUCUCGACCAACGAGUAAUUACAUCUACAGUAGUUGAUGCCCCCGUGGUUAUGUGCCUUGGGCCGCGUUGAUUCGACAUGAGUUUGCGCUCAUUUUCCUAGCGAGAG
Molecule: messenger RNA, 1200 nt
Organism: Prorocentrum cordatum
Lineage: Eukaryota; Dinophyceae; Prorocentrales; Prorocentraceae
Source: the annotation of a GenBank genome assembly